AAUAUAUUAUUUCAGAUAUAAUGAUUUGGAUUCGAGCUCAGCUGGUUUUCCAACGAAUAGCAGAAGCUUAAAUCAUGGCUACUUGGACGAUGCUCUCCGCCUUCAGAAACCGUUCUCUUACUUCACGCAUAAUCUCGCAUCAUCGAUCUCUCAGGACAUUGGUUUUAGCUGAACAUGAAGGGGGUUCUAUCAAGACCUCAUCAUUGAGUGCAAUAGAAGCAGCCAAAUCUUUGGGUGAUGAGAAUUCUAUAUCUGUACUUCUUGCUGGAUCAGGUCCUUCAAUCAAGGAGGUUGCUUCACGGGCUGCAUCAUGCCAUCCUUCUGUUUCCGAGGUUCUUCUUGCUGAUUCUGAAAAAUUUUCAAAUCCUCUAGCAGAACCAUGGGCUAAGCUAGUCCAUUUGGUUCACCAGAAAGGUGGAUACUCACAUAUAAUUUCUGCAUCAAGUUCAUUUGGGAAAAACAUACUACCCCGUGCAGCUGCCCUUCUGGAUGUUUCUCCAAUUACUGAUGUCACUGAGAUUUCUGGACCUAAUCUCUUUGUGAGACCAACAUAUGCUGGAAAUGCUCUUUCUACUGUACGGUAUACUGGCUCCAUCCCUUGUAUGUUGACCAUUAGAGCUCCAUCUUUUCCGCCUGUUACAGUAGCAGCUGAUUCAAAAUCAGAUGCAGCCUCCAUUGACCAGGUUGAUAUUUCAAUCUUGAAUGAAGAUGGUGCAGUUGGUAAAUCAAGAUAUAUAAAAGUUUGCUCUCAAAAUGCGGAGCGCCCAGAUUUGGGAAAUGCACGUGUUGUGGUCACAGGGGGACGGGCUUUGAAAAGCGCUGAGAACUUUAAAAUGAUAGAGAAGCUUGCAGAGAAACUUGGGGCAGCAGUUGGUGCAACUCGUGCAGCAGUUGAUGCGGGAUAUGUUCCUAAUGAUCUCCAGGUGGGGCAGACUGGAAAGAUUGUUGCUCCAGAAUUAUAUAUGGCUUUUGGUGUUUCCGGAGCCAUUCAACACAUAGCCGGCAUGAGAGAUUCCAAAAUCAUUGUUGCUGUAAAUAAAGACGCUGAUGCACCCAUAUUCCAGGUUGCAGACUAUGGACUUGUAGGAGACCUUUUUGAGGUCAUACCAGAGUUGUUAGAGAAACUUCCCGAGAAGAAGUAGAAGCCAACAAUUCACAAAAGACAGAAAGAUUGGUACAAUCUAGGAUUAUUGUAGUGGAGGGCAUUUAGCAUUUUACCCUCACAGAAUCUCUACUCUCUUUAUCUUUACUAAUAAAAUCUUCUCUUGGAGAAGCAACUA
Ipomoea nil (Japanese morning glory) is the source of this 1280-nucleotide messenger RNA. RefSeq names its product electron transfer flavoprotein subunit alpha, mitochondrial. Lineage: Eukaryota; Viridiplantae; Streptophyta; Magnoliopsida; Solanales; Convolvulaceae. The transcript has 8 exons. The coding region runs from base 75 to 1142 and encodes 355 amino acids. Gene Ontology annotation, molecular function: electron transfer activity; flavin adenine dinucleotide binding. The record is from RefSeq and is a predicted model, not a curated record. Gene Ontology annotation, cellular component: mitochondrion.